Messenger RNA from Porites evermanni, 348 nucleotides. NCBI's taxonomy places the organism in Eukaryota, Metazoa, Cnidaria, Anthozoa, Scleractinia, Poritidae. The record is from the annotation of a GenBank genome assembly.
AUGCCCAAUUCCAACGUCAGAAUUCCAGAAGGGCUGUUUGACAUAGCGUGUGAAGAACUAAUGCCUAUUAGAGAAAGUUUUUGCUUACUGCUUUUAAAAGUCGCUGUAAUUUUAAUUUUUGUCUUUUAUACCUUUCUGUUUAUGAUGCAUCUUGAUAUUGGUGCAUUACCGGUACUGCGAGCUUUGGCCAUAUUUUUUACUGGAUCUUUUCCAAAGAUCCUCACCAUUUGUUUUGAAGGAGAUACAGAGAGAAGAGUUAAGGCUACAAUUGUAGAGGAAAAGGUUUCUAAACUUGUUCAAGAAUACUUAAACGGAACUCCAGUUAUAAACGAAGUAGUAGCAUGUUAG